Molecule: messenger RNA, 803 nt
Organism: Corylus avellana
Lineage: Eukaryota; Viridiplantae; Streptophyta; Magnoliopsida; Fagales; Betulaceae
Product: Dormancy/auxin associated family protein
Source: RefSeq, a predicted model, not a curated record
GCUUCUUCCUCUAUUCCGACUAUCGGGGUCUCAUAUAGGUACGCCUGCUCUUUCAGCUAACGUGCGCCAUCUUGGCUAGCGUGCACCAUGGGCCUACUUGACCAGCUGUGGGACGACACCCUCGCGGGACCGCGGCCGGAUAACGGCCUCGGAAAGCUCCGGAAGCAUUCGACCUUCUCCUUCAGAUCGAACUCCGCCAAGGAAUCUGAUGGCGGGAACGCGAGAUCGUACGGUGAAGAUCCUUCGGAGGAGGCGAAGAGAGUCACGCGCAGCAUCAUGAUAAUAAAGCCACCUGGGUACCAAAACGGGUCUCCUCCGGCGUCGCCCGCGGGAUCUACACCUCCGGUGUCCCCUUUAUCUGGAGGUAGAUCAGAGUCGUUUCGAUUCAGAAGAAGGUCAACCUCGGACGCGUACGAGAAGGCGAGCCCGGUUGGACCAAGGAGCACUCCUUCUUCUUACGACGUGUGAGCUGUGAGCCUGUUUUUCUCGUACGUACGAUGUAAGCUGAAAAAAGCUAGCUGUUGGGACUUUUGUAUGUGGGGUGUAUGCAUGAUGUUGUUAUAUGUGUAUUUAGGUAGGUGGGUAUGCGGCUGCUGUAUGGUUUGUUUAUGUAGCUUUGUAGAUAAUGCUAUGUAGCGAACCUAGCUUGUAAGAUCAUCGACGUGAUCGAUCGUGUAGAGGUGGUGGUAAUGCAUGUACUACGCUGUCUGUAUAUACACUACUUUCUGUUGUGUCGUCUGUGGUUUGUUGUGUGUUAAGAGUGUUUGUUUUGUUGGAAUAAGAAAGAUCUCUCUCUCUCUCUC